Molecule: messenger RNA, 630 nt
Organism: Euleptes europaea (tarantolino)
Lineage: Eukaryota; Metazoa; Chordata; Lepidosauria; Squamata; Sphaerodactylidae
Gene: TMEM52B
Product: transmembrane protein 52B
Exons: 5
Coding region: 1-630 (209 amino acids)
Source: RefSeq, a predicted model, not a curated record
AUGGGAAAGGGUAGCCACGUUGUGAUCACCUCAGCUUUGUCAUGGCUAUCUCAGAUUCCUCCAGUGAAACUUCAGGGGAGCUGCACAAAUACUGGCCACUGCCCAGAUGCAAACUUGAUCCACAUCUGGUACAUCUGGCUGGCGGUGGCCAUUGGCGCUCUGCUCCUUCUCUGCGUCCUGGUCUCUGUUUGCGUGAAGUGCUGCUGCCUUAACUGCCCACCGUCUGGGGACGGCAACAGGACCCAGCCUUACGAGGUGACCGUCAUCGCGUUCGAUCAUGACAGCAGCACCUUGCAAAGCACCAUCACCUCCCUGCAUUCGAUGUUUGGGCCAGCGGCUCGACGGAUACUCGCCGUGGCUCAUUCCCACAGCGCCGGGCCAGGAGCACACCCCUCUGCCAGAAGCGAGACACCCCCCAUUUACGAGGAGGCCUUACGCAUGAGUAGAUUCACCGUCUCCAGAAGCGGAGAGAGAAUGCCGGAUCCGGAGCCGGUGCCGGAGGGACGGCAGCCAGAGGCCAAAACUCCAGAAGCAAACAGCCCCGAGACUUGCCAGCCUCCCGAGUCAGACGUCAUCGAGGACUGCAAGUUCCACACCCUGUCAGAGAGUCCGAAAUAUAUUCCAGGCUAG